Castor canadensis (American beaver) is the source of this 492-nucleotide messenger RNA. RefSeq names its product cellular retinoic acid binding protein 2 (gene Crabp2). Lineage: Eukaryota; Metazoa; Chordata; Mammalia; Rodentia; Castoridae. The record is from RefSeq and is a predicted model, not a curated record. Gene Ontology annotation, molecular function: lipid binding.
CCUUUUAACUAAAGGACUCAGUGUCCAGUAAUCUAGCCGAGAAAUCUAAGGGGACAGCCUUGCCGCACCGCCACCAUGCCCAACUUCUCUGGCAACUGGAAGAUGAUUAAGUCGGAAAACUUCGAGGAUUUGCUCUUAGAGCUGGGGGUGAAUAUCAUGCUGAGGAAGAUCGCUGUGGCUGCAGCAUCCAAGCCAGCAGUGGAGAUCAAACAGGAAGCAGACACUUUCUACAUCAAAACUUCUACUGUGGUGCGCACCACAGAGAUUAACUUCAAGAUCGGAGAGGAGUUUGAAGAACAAACUGUGGAUGGGAGACCCUGUAAGAGCCUGGUGAAAUGGGAGAGUGAGAACAAGAUGGCCUGUGAGCAGAGGCUUCUGAAGGGAGAGGGCCCCAAGACCUCCUGGACCAGAGAACUGACCAAUGACGGAGAGUUGAUCUUGACCAUGACAGCUAACGACGUUGUGUGCACCAGGGUCUACGUCCGAGAGUGA